UGUAACAGAUGUCAAACGGGGAAAGCACAGGCACACAGCUCUUUUUCUCUUGUGUGUCUCUCUUUCUUCUUCUCUUUUAUUUGCCUUAUUCUAUAGGAAUUUGAUCCUCUAAGAUUCUACCUGGGAUUUUCCUUUGGAAAAGUUGCUGUGGUUCCACAAGAAUAUGGAACUCGAUUUUGGACAUUUUGAUGAAAGAGACAAAACAGCUAGAAACAUGAGAGGGUCACGAAUGAAUGGGCUACCAAGCCCUACUCAUAGUGCCCACUGUAGUUUCUAUAGAACCAGAACCUUGCAGGCACUAAGUAAUGAGAAGAAAGCCAAGAAGGUACGUUUUUACCGCAAUGGGGACAGGUACUUCAAGGGGAUUGUGUACGCUGUCUCUUCUGACCGUUUCCGUAGUUUUGACGCAUUGCUGGCUGACCUGACCCGAUCCUUGUCCGACAACAUCAAUCUGCCUCAGGGAGUGCGCUAUAUCUACACCAUUGACGGAUCCAGGAAGAUUGGAAGCAUGGAUGAACUAGAAGAAGGGGAGAGCUAUGUCUGUUCUUCAGACAACUUCUUUAAAAAGGUUGAGUACACCAAGAACGUCAAUCCCAAUUGGUCAGUCAACGUAAAGACAUCUGCCAACAUGAAAGCCCCUCAGUCCCUGGCUAGUAGCAACAGUGCUCAGGCCAGAGAGAACAAGGACUUUGUUCGCCCCAAACUUGUGACCAUCAUCCGCAGUGGGGUGAAGCCUCGGAAAGCAGUGCGUGUGCUUCUUAACAAGAAAACAGCUCACUCUUUCGAGCAGGUCCUCACUGACAUCACAGAAGCGAUCAAGCUGGAAACCGGAGUCGUCAAAAAACUUUAUACCCUCGAUGGAAAGCAGGUCACCUGUCUGCAUGAUUUCUUUGGUGAUGAUGAUGUGUUCAUUGCUUGCGGUCCUGAAAAAUUCCGCUAUGCUCAAGAUGAUUUUUCUUUGGAUGAGAAUGAAUGCAGGGUCAUGAAGAGUACUCCAUCUGCAACAGCUGGCCCAAAAGCUUCCCCAACCCCUCAAAAGACAUCGGCCAAAAGCCCAGGCCCAAUGCGUCGUACCAAAUCUCCAGCCGAUUCAGGUAACGACCAAGACGCAAAUGGCACUUCCAGCAGUCAGCUUUCAACACCCAAGUCGAAGCAGUCUCCCAUCUCUACACCAACAAGCCCGGGAAGUCUGCGGAAGCACAAGGACCUGUAUCUGCCACUGUCGCUGGAUGAUUCCGAUUCACUUGGAGAUUCCAUGUGAAAGGUGAUAGGCCAUAUUAAAGCCUAUCAUUAAAGCAAAAUGCUUCCUUUCAAGUGACCAACAAGGCUAUUGGUGCUUAAACAUUUUUGUUGUUAUUGUUCUUGUUGUUAUGUUUCAAAGCACUCUGUAGUAUGUAGGGUUUAUUUUCAUGUGACUUCUCUUCUGGGCCACUAAUUCACAAUUACCAAUUCUGAGAGAUCGAUUGAUAACCAUCCUUUUGAGUGAUUUUCCAGAACUGCAAAAUGUGCUAGUUUAUGACCUCUCUACUGAAUGCUUAGGGGCCUUUGUAUUUCCCCCACUCAAUUUGUUCAGAUACUAGUCUUUCUUCUGUGGAAGGCUGUUUACAUACAUAUCACUUGUGUGUGGGAAAGCAUUCAUAUGCAGAUCAAAAAGUGAAAAACCCAAGUGUCCCUUGCCUCUGUAUCUUCAGAAUGCUGGAGGAUCUCAGGAGAGUGGCAAGUCAGAUCCUUGGCCUUACUCAUUGCUCUUAAUUGAGCCCCCAGUGUAUUGUCUAGCAUUAAUCCUGGCUGUUGACAGGGAGAAACACCAGCUAGUUAUAAUGUGACACCAUGUGCUUAGGGCUAUGGUAUAGGGCUAGCUGAAAGAGAUGAGGCAGAAUUGGGGGCAAAAACUGCCCAAGUUUCAGUAGGAUGUAUAUAAAGCACAGUGGAUUCCUGCUUAAUCCCUGUAUUGGGGAAAAUUGGAGUCAAUAAAUAAUCAAUGAGUUUGGGGUACAUGAUGUCACAUAUAUGAUUCCUCCAGGAGGUUUUCUAACAUACAAAGUUAGUACAUGAAUGGUAUGGUAUCCAUCUAGCUCUGUUCUAUUGAAUGCCUUGUAAACAACCAACACUACAAACACUGUGAGAAUUUGUUUUCAAGUCUGAUACCUUUUGGUCGCUUUUUAUAGCAAGAAACCAUAUCCUUUUUAUAAAAACUCAAGUCUGUAUUUCAGGAGCAAAACUCUUCAGGCUCCUUUUUUAUAAGCUGGUGAUUUUUUUCCUUUGUCUAAAAAACACAAGUAGAAAAUUUAGCAAAAAAAAUACAGAAGAAUACUGUAGUUUAGAAAUCAUGCUCUCACUGCCAAACAGAAAGCUCCAGGAGAAAACACAAUGACUAGAGGCCACUUCAAUAGAAUCAGUCUUUUGAUACCUUUUUAACAGUUACACUUAACAGUAAUAAUUUCAAUGUGGACCAGACAUUCUAAUUAUAUUUUAAAUGAAAUGUUAUGGCAUAUUUUAAGUAACUCUUUUUUAUCUAUAAUAUUUCAUACUUAAGAUGCAGAGACCUUUCACUUGUCUUUAACAUUAGAAAGGAUUUCUCUUUAUUAAGGAUUGAUCACUUGAAAUAACUCUCAGUCUUUGAGGUACAGGUUUGUAACACUGUUUUUUUGUCUGUAGUCAUAGCCCAUAAUAGCCAAGACAGCUAAAUUUAGGUGAAAGCCAUGCAUGCCAAUUCUGUGUUUGAUUUUAAUAGAUAGGAAGAUUUCCUUUAUUUCUUUGUAAUUGUUCAGAUAAUUUGAAAGAUGCUGCAUUCAAAGCCAAGAUGUUGUUUGGCUGCUGAAUGACAUGCAGUUGUCCCUUCAUUCUAAGUAGAAUGAGUAUGGGGAUCAUGUGUGUGUGUGUGUGUGUGUGUGUGUGUGUGUGUGUGUGUGUGUGUGUGUGUGUGUCUAGGCUGCUUCAUAAUUAGGAAAUACUGCAGGAUAGCUCAACAUGAAUUGAUGGCAACUUGGUGGCAUUGCUGAUGUUCAGGGGGAAGGAGGAUGGAAGGGAUAACUAGAGCCCCCUUGAUAAUUUUCAGAUGUCCUUAAUUACCAGAUUACAAGAAUCAUUUUCUUUUUUGGUUCAGGAGAAGUGGGAUGAGGAGAGUUCUGGCUUCUGGUUAAACUGGUCAUCGAAGAAGCAAAAUGAUGAGGUUUUGCUCUUGUCCCCCAUUUAUUUGUAUAUCCACAUGAAAUGAUUAAGAAGCCCAUUUUACUCAGCUCCUAUUCCUUUCUAGAAGCUCAGUAAUUUCUUAGUGCCUCCAAGAACAUUUGAGUUAAGUAUGGAAAAUUGGUUUUUUGAGAUGGAUAGAAAUUGUGGUGGGAGGUCUAUUUUUAACCCCUGGCCAGGGCCUCCAACACAUUCUAAGUGGGUCUUUCAACACAUUCCAUGUAGCUCUCAGUAUUCAUUUAAGAUGAAACAUGGAAAUCCCAUUGAAAGAGUAGGGGGAAAGAAAAUUUAAAGUUCCCCAUGACCAGGCUUCUUGGUAGUUCUUUGAGUGUUCCCAUACUUGUAGCAUAUAUAGCACUAGAAAAUACUAGGGGCAUAUCUUUUUUAGAAUGUUCUUGCAACAGACACUUGCCCGCUGUCUUUCUUGAAAUGAACUACAGGUAAACGUUUAACAAAUACUUUUUAUUUAUAUACAGGCAUAUAUGAAAGGAAACGGUUUUUUGUUUGUUUUUGUUUUUGUUUUAACUGCUGGUUCAUGUGACAGGGCUUGGUAUAGUUGAAAACUCCAAUAAUUUCCAUUGAAAUUGGCUCAUAUUCAAGUAUUAU
Molecule: messenger RNA, 3795 nt
Organism: Acomys russatus (golden spiny mouse)
Lineage: Eukaryota; Metazoa; Chordata; Mammalia; Rodentia; Muridae
Gene: Dcx
Product: doublecortin
Exons: 7
Coding region: 164-1261 (365 amino acids)
Biological process (GO): intracellular signal transduction; retina development in camera-type eye; neuron migration
Cellular component (GO): neuron projection; axoneme
Molecular function (GO): microtubule binding
Source: RefSeq, a predicted model, not a curated record